Molecule: messenger RNA, 5661 nt
Organism: Prunus dulcis (almond)
Lineage: Eukaryota; Viridiplantae; Streptophyta; Magnoliopsida; Rosales; Rosaceae
Exons: 4
Coding region: 1-5436 (1811 amino acids)
Biological process (GO): protein phosphorylation
Molecular function (GO): ATP binding; protein kinase activity
Source: RefSeq, a predicted model, not a curated record
AUGCAUUACAAGCACCCCAUUUCCUUGACACCCGAGUCAUCACAGGGGGCCCAAGAAUUCCAGACGGAGAUCCGAAUGCUUUCACAACUUCGCCACCAGCAUUUGGUGUCGCUCGUAGGAUACUGUACAGACGACGGUGAGAUGAUCUUGGUCUAUGAUUACAUGGCGCGUGGGACCCUUUGUGACCACCUCUACCACACAGAUAAUCCAUCUCUAUCUUGGGAUCAACGGCUCCAAAUUUGUAUCGGUGCAGCUCGUGGGUUGCACCAUCUUCACACGGGUGCGCAGUACACUAUCAUCCAUCGUGAUGUAAAGAGCACCAACAUCUUAUUGGAUGAGAAAUGGGUGGCUAAAGUCUCGGAUUUUGGGCUUUCAAAAAUGGGAACCAUCACCAUGUCCAAGACCCACAUCAGCACGAUGGUGAAGGGUAGUUUCGGGUAUUUAGACCCAGAAUACUACCGUCGUAGCCAGUUGACUGAGAAGUCCGAUGUGUACUCGUUUGGCGUGGUGUUGUGUGAGGUGUUAUGUGCGAGGCCGGCUUUAUUACGAACAGUGGAGAAGAAGCAAAUGGGUUUAGCCGAGUGGUUCAAGAGCUGUCAUCGCAAAGGGACACUUGAUCAAAUCAUUGACCCGAGGCUCAAGGGUAAGAUUGGAAACGCAUGCUUGAAUAAGUUUGUUGAGAUGGCGAUAAGUUGUAUGCAUGAUAAUGGGAUCGAACGGCCGUCGAUGAAUGACGUGGUGUGGGGGCUGGAGUAUGCAAUGCAACUUCAUCAAAGAGAGGAGGGAGAGAAAGAUUUCGACCUUGAAAACAAGGGUGAAGAUGAGGUUGCGUUGAUGAAUGAUAAUCAUUCUACAGGGUUUACUACUAGUCGUAGUUGGGAAGGAGGGACGUUGAACAGCGGGCUGACCAAAACAAGUAGUGAGCAAAUCUCUACAACUAACGAAUCGAUUAAAGGGAUGUCUAGGAUAGUGUUUUCUGGGAUCAACGAUUCCGAGGGGAGAUUACCUUAUGAUCUUUCUCUUCUCUUAGAUAUCAUCAAUAACCCAAUUAGCAGCAAACACCUUUCGAAAACAAUAACCAUGAAGAAACUCCUUCUCCCUCCUCUGCCUAUUUACUUCCUUCCCUUGUUUCUGCAAAUCGCCACCCUACUCUCUGCACCUAUCUACACUCCGGUCGAAGACAUCACCAUCAACUGUGGCUCUUCCGGAACCUCACCCAACAUAUAUGACAACCGGAAUUGGACUGGAGAUAUCAACUCAAAAUUCUCCCCCAUUCAAUUACACCAAGAUAACACCAACACCUCAUCCCAAGUCAGAGAAGCACCUCCCUCCUCUGUUAGCCAAGUACCCUAUACCACAGCUCGGCUUUCUCUUUCCGAAUUUAGUUACAAAGUUCCCCUCUCCACUGGGCAGAAGUUUAUUCGUUUAUACUUCCACCCAGUUUCAUAUGACCCCGGCUUCGACCGAUCCAAAACCCUCUUCUCUGUCCAAGCAGGUGGCUUUACCCUUCUCCAUGAUUUCAAUGCUUCUGUAACUGCUGAUGCUAGUGAGACUGAGACGCUAAUAAGAGAGUUCUGUUUGAAUAUUGAUGAAGGACAGAACUUGACCAUCACGUUCACUCCGAGCAGAGCAAUCCCAGAUGCUUAUGCCUUUGUCAAUGGGAUUGAGAUUGUGUCCAUGCCCACCAAUCUUUACUACACUGCAUUCGAAAGCCAUGGAGUUGAUUAUGUAGGCAACAAAGUCAAUUAUCGCAUCGAAAACAUCACGGCGAUGGAGACGGUGUACCGAAUAAACGUCGGUGGAAGUGCACUCUCUUUCGACCAAGACACUGGGAUGUACCGCAAAUGGGACAGUGCAGUAGACGAGCAAAAGUACUUGGAUGAUUUGAGUUCCAGGUGGACUGUUCUUCCACAAAACGUUAGCCUUCAACUCAACUUUGUGAAAAUACCAGAGUACUCUGCUCCACAAGUAGUUUACCAAACGGGCCGGUCAAUGGGCAGCAACCACACCCGAAACAAGAGCUACAAACUGACCUGGGAAUUUCCCGUAGAUCCCAAGUUUCUUUACCUGCUAAGGCUACAUUUCUGUGAGUUUGAGCCUGAAAUUAUGGACACCGGGGACCGGUCGUUUCUAAUCUAUGUGGAGAACCAACUUGCUGAGCCACAAGCCGACAUAAUCAUGUGGAGUGGUGGAAAUGGGAGACCAAUCUACAGGGACUACGUUGUGUUCAUGCCUGCAGGCCCUGAUCGGAAGAAAGUUAAGCUCUUUCUUGCACUGCAAGCAAACCCAAGAGAUUGGAUGACCAAAUACAAUGAUGUACUCUUGAACGGCCUUGAACUCUUCAAACUAAGUGAUACAAAUGGAAAUCUAGCCGGACCAAACCCCGACCCACCACCACCAAAGCCGGUGCAGCUGAAAACCCCCUCAAAACAGUCGAAGAAGAAGUCAACUCCUAUGCUUGCCACCGUUGCUGGUGCAGUUUCCGCCAUACUCGUAUUAUUCUGUGUCCCCGGAUUCUUGGUUAUCAGGCGAAGAAGAAGAUCCAAGGACACCGAUGAUGACUCAUUUGUACUGUCCGGUUUGUGUCGUGAUUUUUCAUUGUCGGAGAUCAAAGCCGCCCCCAAAAACUUCAACCAGGAUUUCAUUAUCGGUGUUGGUGGGUUUGGCCACGCGUACAAAGGGAGCAUCGAUCAGGGCACAAACCCAAGUCGCAACAUAGCGGGGCAGGAGAUUCGAAUUUUAGAUAUCAUCAAGAACCCAAUUAGCAGCAAACACCUUUCCAGAACAAUAACCAUGAAAAAACUCCUUCUCCCUCCUCUGCCUCUUUACUUCCUUCCCCUGUUUCUUCAAAUUGCCACCCUACUCUCUGCACCUAUCUACACUCCGGUGGAAGACAUCACCAUCAACUGCGGCUCUUCCGGAACAUCAGUAAACAUGGAUGACAACCGGAAUUGGACUGGAGAUAUCAACUCAAAAUUCUCCCCCUCUGAGUUUAACCAAGCUAACACCAACACCUCCUCCCAAGUCGGAGAAGCACCUUCCUCCUCCUCUGUUAACCAAGUGCCUUACACUACCGCUCGUCUUUCUCGCUCCGGAUUUACUUACAAAGUUCCCCUCUCCACCGGGCAGAAGUUUAUUCGCUUCUACUUCCGCCCAGUUUCAUAUGGCCCCGACUUUGACAGGUCCAAAGCCCUCUUCUCUGUCCAAGCAGGUGGCUUUACCCUUCUCCAUGAUUUCAAUGCUUCUGUAACUGCUGAUGCUGGUGAGACUGAGAAGCUAAUAAGAGAGUUCUGUUUGAACAUUGAUGAAGAACAGAGCUUGGCCAUCAUGUUCACUCCGAACAGAGCAAUCCCAGAUGCUUAUGCCUUUAUCAAUGGGAUUGAGAUUGUGUCCAUGCCUACCAAUCUUUACUACACUUCUCCUGAAAACCCAGAUGGUGCCCAUUUUGUAGGCAACAAUAUCAAUUAUCGCAUCGAAAACAUCACGGCGAUGGAGACGGUGUACCGAAUAAACGUCGGCGGAAGUGGACUCUCAUUCGACCAAGACACUGGGAUGUACCGCAAUUGGGAGAGUGUGGUAUACGAGCAAAAGUACUUGGAUGAUUUGAGUUCCAGGUGGAGUGUUCUUCCACAAAACGUUAGCAUUCAUCUCAACUUUGUGAGAAUACCAAAGUACUCUGCUCCAGAAACAGUUUACCAAACUGGCCGGUCCAUGGGCAAGAACCACACCCAAAACAAGAGCUACAACCUCACCUGGGAAUUUCCCGUAGAUCCCAAUUUUUUUUACCUGCUCAGGCUUCAUUUCUGUGAGUUCGAACCUGAAAUUAUCGACACCACGUACCGAUCGUUUACAAUCUACGUAGUGAAUCAAACUGCUGAGCCACAAGCCGACAUAAUCAUGUGGAGUGGUGGAAAUGGGAGACCAAUCUACAAGGACUACGUUGUGUUCAUGAAGGCAGGCCCUGAUCAUAAGAAAGUUAAGCUCUUUCUUGCACUGCAAGCAAACCCAAUAAAUUGGAUGACUACAUACAAUGAUGCACUCUUGAACGGCCUUGAACUCUUCAAACUCAACGAUACAAAUGGAAAUCUCGCCGGACCAAACCCCGACCCACCUCCACCAAAGCAGAUGCAGCCGAAAAUCCCUUCAAAACAGUCGAAGAAGAAGUCAACUCCUAUGAUUCCCAUCGUUGCUGGUGCAGUUUCCGCCAUACUUGUAUUACUCUCUGUCCUUGGAUUCUUGGUUUUCAGUCGAAGAAGAAGAGACAAGGAUACCGAUGAUGACCCAUUUGUACCUUCCGGUUUGUGUCGUGAGUUUUCAUUGUCGGAGAUCAAAGCCGCCACCAGAAACUUCAACGAGGGUUCUAUUAUCGGUGUUGGUGGGUUCGGCCAUGUGUACAAAGGGAGCAUCGAUCAGGGCACCCUUGUUGCGAUCAAACGGCUUAAACCCGAGUCGCAACAAGGGGUCCCAGAGUUUAGGGCGGAGAUCGAUAUGCUCUCCCAACUCCGCCACCAACAUUUGGUGUCUCUCAUCGGGUACUGUAAAGAUAGAAGGGAAAUGAUCUUGGUGUAUGAGUACAUGGAAAAUAAGACUCUUUAUGAUCAUCUAAUGAACCCAAAAUCCGAUCCUAAUGCACAACCACUUCCUUGGGAAAAACGGCUCCAGAUUUGUAUUGGCGCAGCGCGUGGUUUGCACUACCUUCACACUGGUGGUACGGAAGGCACCAUCAUUCACCGUGAUGUAAAAAGCACAAACAUUUUAUUGGACGAGAAAUGGGUGGCCAAAGUUUCGGAUUUCGGGUUGUCGAAAAUGAGCUCGAUGACCAUGUCCAAAACCCACAUUACCACGGCAGUGAAGGGUAGUUAUGGGUAUUUGGACCCAGAAUACAUGCUCCGAAAUCAAUUGACCGAGAAGUCGGAUGUGUACUCAUUCGGCGUCGUGUUGUGUGAGGUGCUGUGUGCAAGGCCAGCCUUGAUGCGUACAGUGGAGAAGAAGGAAAUGAGUUUGGCUAUGUGGUUCAAGGCCUGCCAUCAGAAUGGGGAACUUGAUCAAAUCAUCGAUCCAAGCUUGAAGGGUAAAAUUGAAGACGAGUGCUUCAAAGUGUUCGUUGAGAUUGCGCUGAGUUGUAUGCAUGAGAAUGGGAAACAACGUCCGUCGAUGAACAACGUGGUGGAGGGGCUUGUGCAAGCAUUAAAACUUCAGCAGAACGGAGAUAAGAUGGACGAGGAUGAUGAAACCAAGGGUGAAACAAAGGAGACUGCAAUUAUGAAUGAGAGCGAUGGAGGUUUUAGUUCCAGCUGGACAGAGUCAUCUGAUUCGAAGAACAGUAGUAGGGUCACCAACACCAGUAGUGAUCAAAGUUGUUCGACCACCAACAAUUCCAUUAAAGGAAUGUCCGGGACAGUUUUUUCUGAGAUCAAAGAUCCCAGUGGAAGAUGAUGCGUGACGAUCAUGAGCAGCACUUGUAAUAAAAUUAAAGAGAAGAAUAUAUCUUGCUAAAACUCAGAAGCUUCAUUUGGAUUGUGUGGUAAGUUUUAAUAUUAUUGUAAGCUUGUAAUUCUAACUCAAUUUGUGAUUGUUAUCUCUUAAAAUUCCAAGGCAUGUACAAGAUGCAUGAAUUGUUUAUUCCUAUGAGGAUGACCAAAUGUAUUGGAUUUUUAUGCA